Molecule: messenger RNA, 542 nt
Organism: Eutrema salsugineum
Lineage: Eukaryota; Viridiplantae; Streptophyta; Magnoliopsida; Brassicales; Brassicaceae
Exons: 1
Coding region: 106-447 (113 amino acids)
Source: RefSeq, a predicted model, not a curated record
UCAUUUUUGUCCCCAUCGUAUAAAAAAUUCAGAUAUUUUGUUGCUCACUUUUGAUUCCCUAAACUAUUCAGACUUUCUUCUUCAAUUAUUCUAUUCAUCUUUCUCAUGGCAGCUCUCUCUACCUUCUACCACCCACUCUGCACACACCACAACCACCGUACAACGAGACAAGCCUCUAGCAGACACAGCGUCAGAUCUUUGACUGUGAUGUCUUGUCGGAACCAGAAAUUACCGGAAGAGAGCCAAGGAGUGAUCCAGAGAACAGUGACAAGGUUGAUUUCAGAUGCUGAGAAGUUUGGGAAGAAUCUGAAGCCAGAGAAGAAAGGAGAUAUGAAGGAUCUGAUGCUUAUGAGUCUCUCUUUUGCAGUUUAUGUUUAUAUCUCUCAGCUAAUGGUCUGUGCUUACUUUGCCUGGACCCAUGUCAGCCUCCCCAAUCCCUCAUGGUAGUUUUACACAAGAUAGCUUCUUCUACCCCAAUUCUUCAUUGGGUUUUGUAAAUUCUUCACAAACCAUUAAUAAGAUAAAAGCGAUUAUUCCAUGUC